Messenger RNA from Paraphaeosphaeria sporulosa, 980 nucleotides. Its product is annotated as enoyl-CoA hydratase/isomerase. The record is from RefSeq and is a predicted model, not a curated record. The coding region runs from base 28 to 828 and encodes 266 amino acids. Gene Ontology annotation, cellular component: peroxisome. The transcript is spliced from 3 exons. Gene Ontology annotation, biological process: fatty acid beta-oxidation. Lineage: Eukaryota; Fungi; Ascomycota; Dothideomycetes; Pleosporales; Didymosphaeriaceae. Gene Ontology annotation, molecular function: enoyl-CoA hydratase activity; delta(3)-delta(2)-enoyl-CoA isomerase activity.
GUACACAUCAAUCCAACCAUCAUCAUCAUGUCGCGUGGCAAUCCACUUUUCACGGUCCCGAUCGGCACAAAGGGCAAGGUUGAGGUCAGCUCGCCCGGUGACAAGGUCUAUGUCGUCGCAUUCGGCUCGCCGCCGGACAACCGCCUUGUGACGGACUUGUGCGAGGCCAUCGUACUGGCACUGGACAUUCUCGAGACCAAAUAUCCUCACGGCGUCGUCAUUACCACGUCGUUAAUCGAAAAGUUCUACAGCAAUGGCUUGGACCUGGAGCACGCCAUGCAGCCUGGAUUUUUUGCGAACGUUCUAUACAAGCUAUGGCGCCGCAUCUUGGUCUACCCGAUGCCUACCAUCGCGCUGAUCAACGGUCACGGCUUUGCCGGUGCUCUCAUGACAGCCAUGAUGCACGAUUACCGCAUCAUGAACCCAACCAAAGGUUACCUCUGUUUGAAUGAGGUCGACCUAGGUGUACCAUUACGACCAGCAAUGUCAUCCAUAUUCCGUCAGAAGUGCACACCGACCGUCUAUCGGACGCUGGUACUGGAGGGCAGGCGAUUCAAGUCGGUGGACGCACUGAAGGAAAACAUCAUCGACGGGCUGGGUGGACUCGAUGAGGUGCUCAAGUUCAUCGAAGAGCUCAAGUUGACGAGUAAGCCCGAUAAGGGAGUGGUGGGCGAACUCAAGAGGGAGAUGUGGCGGGAGACGGUGGACUUCCUGGAGAAUGACGAGCGCGAGGCUGACCUAAGAGACAAGGCAAGCGACAGGCUCGCUGCGGAAGCUGAAGAGCGGGAGAAGAGGGUGGAGGCGUGGUCGGCAAAGGCAAAGCUGUAGACCUUAGACUUGAGAGCCAGCUCUUAUGCACCUCUCACAGUGCGACUCCUUGUGCCGCAAUGCUAGCGCCAUCAGCAGAUGCAGGGUCCAGUGAACACCCUCCGCAAUACCUCGUUGAACCUCAGUCCGCUGGACGGAGCGAGUGAUGGAAG